Molecule: messenger RNA, 432 nt
Organism: Lathyrus sativus (Indian pea)
Lineage: Eukaryota; Viridiplantae; Streptophyta; Magnoliopsida; Fabales; Fabaceae
Source: the annotation of a GenBank genome assembly
AUGGCCGGGUCUGCGUGUGCAUCUUCUUGUUGUGCCUCUGCGUUCAUUCCUAAAUCGACAACUCGAGUUUCAUCUGUCGUUGGCGGCAAUGCAAGUUUCGUCAACAACCGAAUUUCUCGCUUCCGCGUUAGGGUUUCCAUGGUUGACUCUUCCUCUUCCUCCUCCGAUUUUACUAAACGCAUGGAGCAAGCCUGGUUAAUCUCUCAGCAACCAAGACCUGUUGUGUGUUCGUCAUGCAACUCAAAAGGGUAUAUUGAAUGCAAAUGGUGUGGAGGUACUGGUUUUUUGGUUCUUGGUGACCACAUGCUUUGUGAAGUUCCAUCCAGAAACACUAGUUGUAUUAUUUGCACUGGAAAGGGAUCAAUGUGCUGCUCGAAUUGUCAAGGAACAGGCUUUCGUGCAAAGUGGUUGGAAGAGCCUCCUACAUCCUAG